AUGUUCGGCCGAUUGCAACUACUGACGCUGGUGGUGGCCAGCGCUCUCGUGCAGCACUCCGGUGCGUACUACAGUGGUCCGUUUCUAUUCUGGGGCUUGGAUGACCUAAAGGACGUGCAAACGUCCGCCCUGGCCGGGCUGGACGAUAAGGCGCUGCGGGAUCUGUACGCGAAUGCGGCCGCCGUCGUGGUGUUCCUGCGGAACGGCACCACGAAGCUGUCGGAGGACAAUUUCCCGACGUUCAAGCGGAUCGUCGAGCAGUACGCAUUCGUCUACAGCCCGCAGCAAAUGCUCAGCUCCAAUCCACUCGACUAUAAUGUAAAUGCUGAGAUAAUCAACCUCGUCGGAUCGCCAACGCAGCAGGAUGUGGAACUGUCCGCGCUGUUCCGCGACUCGACCGAAAACUAUGGCGAACGGAAGGUGCUGGGCAUUCUGGCCAACCAAUGGGAGGAACCACGCGUGAUGCACAAGCGUGAAGCGAAGGGUGGCGACGACUAUUCGUCGACCAGCACCACACCGGGAAGCCCCACGGAUGAGCCGGAAAUUGCCGACUCCAUCUAUAACGUGCCGGGCAAGGCGAUUCUGUACAUUACCGCACCGCCGGUACUGAAGAUGCUGAACGAUUCCGACGAGGGCGAAACGAUACACGUCCUCGACAAGCAUACCCUUUCGACGUACGAUGCCCGCGAGCGAGAAAGCAAGCUUAUCGUCACCUUUAAGGGGGACGAUUUCAACAAGCUCACGCUCAAGUUCCGCUUCGACAUGGAUGCCGGCUACUGGUCGAUGUCGAAGGUGGACGUAUUCGUGAUGGACACCAAGAGCAAGGACGGCUCGAAGACCCUCGAUACGACCCUCGAGCUGGAGGGAAAGUACGCUCCGUACGCUCCGCUCGGUGCAUCGUACUCGUGCGCCCGCCAGCUCGUUUUCCGCAACGGCUCUACCAUCCUGACGCUGGAGAACAUUCAGGUCCAACCGGCACUGGAGGGCAAGACCAAGUUCGAUAGCGCCUGGGACUGCGUCGGGUUCACCACGGCCCCGAUUCUGUCCGGCAUCUUCGUCACCAGCUUCAUGCUGAUCGGGCUGACGGUUGCAAUCCUGGCGAUACUGGACAUCAAGCCGCCGAACCGGUUCGAGUCCCGCACCGGAAAGCAGCUGACAUUCACGGUCCAGGAGUAGAUGGCGGCUCGCAUCAGUUCCAGCUUUCUUCUUGGUGGUUCAAUGUGCGUGGUUAACCUCUAACAUAAAGGCGCAGAUGAAGUUGUUUCUCGUGCCGGUUUGAAGCAGCGUGAGGUGAGGCAACCGUUGUCGGAAAGUAGGAAAAUCGGUAAGGUACACUAACGGCCGAUCGAUCGAGGAGAGAUGGGCAGUUAGGGAUUCGUAACCUCAAUGGAAGAACAAGUAUGUUUGUAGCCGGUGUAUGUCACGCAAAAAAUAGCCCGCCGGAAAAGUGGUCCUAGUUAUGUUUCAACUCAACAUUGCCGGACGAUAUUUUACCCGUUUGUUGGUUUCACAGAUUUCCCCUUCCCCUUAGGAAGCAAUUUACAAUGCACAGAUUUCUCUAUAUCAGUGGCGAUUAACAUAGAUAUUAGAAGCCGCUAGUAUAAGGUGUAUAGGGCAAAAAAUACUCAUAUGUUCACCCGGUCGUCUCCCGAAUCGAAUGACAUUCGCACGAAAGAAAAAAGCGGUUCGAAACGCUUUACAA
Molecule: messenger RNA, 1702 nt
Organism: Anopheles coustani
Lineage: Eukaryota; Metazoa; Arthropoda; Insecta; Diptera; Culicidae
Exons: 4
Coding region: 1-1176 (391 amino acids)
Cellular component (GO): proton-transporting V-type ATPase complex
Source: RefSeq, a predicted model, not a curated record